Messenger RNA from Drosophila willistoni, 959 nucleotides. Its product is annotated as keratin, type II cytoskeletal 3-like. Bases 1 to 840 code for a protein of 279 amino acids. The transcript has 2 exons. The record is from RefSeq and is a predicted model, not a curated record. NCBI's taxonomy places the organism in Eukaryota, Metazoa, Arthropoda, Insecta, Diptera, Drosophilidae.
AUGCGCGCCUUUAUUGUUAUAUGCCUGGUGGCAGUUGCCUGCGCCGAUAAAUUGGGAUACAACUACCAGCCUGUGGGUCACUCCAGCUCAGGAUUGUCUUUCGCUCCUGGCAGCGGCGGCAGCAUUGGAGGUGGUAGCAUCGGUGGACUAGAAGGUCUGUCCGGUGGUAGCAUUGGUGGUGGCCUCGGCGGUGGCAGCAUUGGAGGAGGAUCCCUUGGCGGUGGAUCCAUUGGCGGCGGUUCCCUUGGAGGCGGUUCCCUUGGCGCCGGCAGCCUUGGCGGUCUCGGUGGUAUUUCCGGUGGAGAUCUAAGUGCUCCAGUCGAAUACAGCGCCCCUGCCCCAACUGCUGAAUUGGAAAAGGAAUUCUUCACUUUCACCGCUAACGAACAGGACUUUGAUGAGCCCCAGGCUUUGGAGCGCGUAUCCAGCGCAUUGAACAAGGCUCUCCGUGUUGUCUUCAUCAAGGGACCCGAGAACCGUGGCUUGGAGAACGCUGCUCUGGCUUUGGCCAAACAGGCUGCCCAACAGGAGACCGCCAUAUAUGUCCUCAACAAGCAGGCCGAUAUUGGAGAUUUGGCCAGCAAAUUGAAUGCCAUCCGCAGCAACAACAACAACAAGCCCGAGGUUCACUUUGUCAAGUACCGCACUCCUGAGGAUGCUGCCAACGCACAGAAGGCCAUCCAAUCUCAAUACGACUCUCUGGGUGGAUCUUCUCAGGCCCAUGAUGGUGGUGUCGCCUCUGCCUUGAACUUUGCUUCUCAAGGUGCUGUGCGUCAGCCUACCGCUCAGACUCCCGAUAACUCUUACUUGCCCACCUCGAUCUUCCGUCGUCGUUUGUAAUGAGUGUCAGGACUUUGAAUAACUAUUGAGAAAUUGUUACAUGUUCAACUGAUUGUUAAAUAAUUGUUAUUAAAUUUUCCUAAAAUAAAAAGUAAAAAAUUAAAUUAAUGAAAACCUAA